AUGUACGAAAACACAACAGCAGAAAUCAUGCUCGAAACCAAAGAACCCCCCCAGCCUCCAUUCGAGUUGAACCAUUCUCCUGAGCAGGUCAUGCAACUUACGCAUGCUGCCAUAGCGACCUCUCGGGCCAGCCUGGAUGUGCUCACUGCUAAGACAAAUGCCGACUGGACUUUUGAUGGAUUUAUUAUACCAUUUGCAGAGGAUGAAAACCACAGGCUUCUCCAGUCCUGUCUGAUCAAUUAUCAUCAAUACGUUUCUAAAGACAGAGACCUACGUGACGCCUCCCGCGCAGCUGUAAAGCUAUGGACUGAAUACGAGCAAGAGGUGAAAACACGUCGAGAUCUCUUCCAUGGUAUUGACGUCGUCUACAAGAAAAGCCAAGAUGGCACUAUAAUCUUGAAUUCCGAAGAACGACAUUAUCUCGAUCGAGUAUAUCUCAAAUUCUGUCGCAACGCCAUGCACAUCAAUGGGGAAAUUAAACAGCAGGUUCAGCUUUUACAAAAUCGUAUUGGCGAGCUGAGUAGAGAGUGUGUGCGAAACUUUCAAGAAGAAUCUGAAGGAGUCUGGCUCGAGGAGGCCGAGCUUAAGGGUCUUCCUGAAGCAUAUGUCGCAAGCGGAAAGCGCAAUGCUGAUAACAUGGUUUUUGUGGGUUUGAAGAGACACGAUCUGGAUGUGGUACUGAAGUUCGCGACUGAGGAAUCGACCCGCCGGCGCGUAUACAUUGCUGCUGAAAACAAGUGCCCACAGAAUGUUGCUUUAUUCGAGGAGCUAGUCAAAUCCCGAGCGCUCCUUGCUAGUCUCCUAGGAUAUGCGUCUUAUGCUGAAUACGCGAUCCAAGGCCGUAUGUUGAAUCUUUCACAGGUGACGGAGCGUCUAAAUGCCAGCAGGAAGGUAGCCGACAAGGCAGCUGAAGAGAGGGUCGUUCUUAUGGAAGCCAAGAAACAUUUUCUCAUAGCACAGGGGAAACCAGAAGAUGAGAUUGAUCCCAGAAUCUAUAUCUGGGACUUGAACUUCUACGCUCGGCUUGUCAAAACAGAGAAAUUUGACAUCGAUGAAAUGGCAGUCAUGGAAUACUUCCCUCUUAAGCACACAUUGGCAGGGAUGCUACAGAUUUUUGAGCAGAUAUUUGGUCUUCACUUCCAACCCGUCAAUUCUGGCGCAUGGGUUUGGGAUGAAGAGGUAACAGUCUGUGCGGUUUGGAAUGAAGAGGCGAUGGGCGGCGAGUUCCUCGGAUAUAUAUAUUUCGACCUUUUCGAAAGACCGGGGAAACACAACACCAACUGUAAUCAGUUCCUAGCCCCGGGCUUCAAAGGGAGCAAUACAUCUUACCCCAGCAUCAUAUUACUGGCUUCAUUCGAUUCCAUAGCACCCCACCUACUCCGACAACGACAAGUGGUCACCCUGUUCCAUGAGCUUGGUCACACCAUCCACCAUCUGGUUGGCCGAACACGCUUCGCGAGUACAUAUGGCACCAGUACAUCACACGAUUUUGUUGAGAUUCCUAGCAACAUGCUAGAGCACUGGUGCUGGACGCCGUCAAUCUUGCAUUCCUUAUCACGGCAUUACACAUACACCUCCGUUGAAGAUAAAGAGGCCUAUUUGAAAACACAUGCCCACCUCCCCGCGGAUAAACCACCAAUUGACCUAUUUGAACGCCUCGUUGCCGCUCAGGCUGUUGACGAAGCAUGUUUAAUGCUGAACCAACUCCAUUACGCCUUAUAUGAUCUCACAAUUCACGGCACAACCCUGGUAGAGGAUCUUUCCGUCUUGUAUAACCGGAUGCGCUGGGAGUGCACCUCGCUUGUUGGGCCAGAUCAGCUUACUGGGCCAGAUAGUCAUGGGGGAGAUUAUCACUGGGGAUCUGGGCAAGCGAGGUUCCCGCACUUCUUUCGGAAUUAUGCCGCGGGUGGCGAGGCAUAUGCGCGGAUCAUGUUCAAUACUCGGUUCCAGCGAAACCCGUUAGAUGGAGCAGAGGGCCGUCGGUAUCGCCGUAAGGUCCUAGAAAAGGGUGGAAGCUUGCCAGAAUUACCUUUGUUAGAGGAUUUUGUUGGUGGUAAGAUAGAUACAUCUGACAUUCUCGGCGUGUAG
Messenger RNA from Penicillium odoratum, 2088 nucleotides. RefSeq names its product M3 family metallopeptidase. Gene Ontology annotation, cellular component: mitochondrial intermembrane space. Gene Ontology annotation, biological process: proteolysis; peptide metabolic process. Bases 1 to 2088 code for a protein of 695 amino acids. The record is from RefSeq and is a predicted model, not a curated record. Lineage: Eukaryota; Fungi; Ascomycota; Eurotiomycetes; Eurotiales; Aspergillaceae. The transcript is spliced from 3 exons. Gene Ontology annotation, molecular function: metalloendopeptidase activity.